Manihot esculenta (cassava) is the source of this 645-nucleotide messenger RNA. RefSeq names its product light-regulated protein, chloroplastic. The coding region runs from base 61 to 486 and encodes 141 amino acids. The record is from RefSeq and is a predicted model, not a curated record. The transcript has 3 exons. NCBI's taxonomy places the organism in Eukaryota, Viridiplantae, Streptophyta, Magnoliopsida, Malpighiales, Euphorbiaceae. Gene Ontology annotation, cellular component: chloroplast.
CACCCAGUCUCCACCCUUUGAUCACCCAACACCAUAUCUUACUAUCAAAGCAUUAUCAAUAUGCAGGCAGCUUUGAGCAUUGCCCCUCCUGUUCUCCCUCUAAAAUCCAAGAACUUGUCUCAGGCCACCGUUUCUCCUCCAAAGUUGGGUGCUUCUUCUGUUGCACCCCGUGGCUUUGCAAUCAAAGCAGCUGCUACUGUUGCCUAUGACACUGACGCAUCCGCCACUGUUGAUUACAGCUCUUUGAUCUCUGUGUUUCCAGCGGAGGCAUGUGAAACCAUAGGCGGAGAUGCUUGUUUGGCAGACAUAUUUCCUGAAGCAAAGCUUGAAAGAGAUGCCAGAAAUGAAGCAGCUAGAACUGCUUCAGAGCCCUAUGAGAGGGAGUACCUCGAGUACAACGAAGCAAAGACGGUUUUCUGCGCAGAGGCAUGCGAUGAUCUUGGGGGAGAGUUCUGUGAAAGAGAAUAUCAGAGGGGAGUCUAUUAGAAGAGAGACGAAUCCAAAAAUAAUAGAAUUCUACAGAACUUUGUUUUUGUUGAAUGUAUAUACUUGCUGCUACUGCUUGGCAGUGUAGUUAAAUUGCAUAAUUUGCUUAAUGAUAAUAUAUAGAUAUAUUUAACUUGGGGAAUUUAUACUCCCAACCCA